Molecule: messenger RNA, 354 nt
Organism: Laetiporus sulphureus 93-53
Lineage: Eukaryota; Fungi; Basidiomycota; Agaricomycetes; Polyporales; Laetiporaceae
Exons: 3
Coding region: 1-354 (117 amino acids)
Source: RefSeq, a predicted model, not a curated record
AUGAGGAUGUGGGCUGUGCGGCUGUAUGCGCACUGCUGGCUGCUUGCGUAUUCCUCUCUCUCUGCUCACAUUCCCUGUGUGGACUACCAUCUUGCAUUGAACGUUUGCACUCUUCGCUACACCUUCUUGACUACAGAUUCAAUGGACAAAGCAUUCGAAGACACCUUCCAGCUGCAUGGAGAAUCACCCGGCCCUGCUCCAGUGCCUCAGAGCGAAAUCUCUAAAGCACAAGCCUCAAACCCAUUGUCUUCGGCGACUCAAGAUGACACACCAGCUGAAGAAGGAGAAAUUCUGUAUGCUUCUUCCACUCUUGCGGCAUAUAGUGAUAAUAACAUUGUAGAAGGCCUCAUUUGA